Molecule: messenger RNA, 4257 nt
Organism: Cercopithifilaria johnstoni
Lineage: Eukaryota; Metazoa; Nematoda; Chromadorea; Rhabditida; Onchocercidae
Source: the annotation of a GenBank genome assembly
AUGCUUGGUGUACCACUUUUUGUUGCCACUUGUAUAUAUUAUAAACAAAGCAAAAGUAAAUAUAGUGGUACGUGUAAAAAGCACAAAAAGCAGUCUGCACAAGACGACAAGCAAUCAAAACCUUUUGAAUCUAAUAAUUCCAACGAAACAAUUCGAUCGAAUACCAAAACGAAUGAGAAAGUAAUAAUAUCAUUAUGCGAUAGUACCGAUUAUGAUAAUGAUAGUUGCUACUAUAUUCCCGGAAAAAAAGUAUUCCGGGUGAUGGAUAAGAUUCCAAAAAAGAAACAACAAAAAUCAACCGACGUAGAAAGCAUGCAUUUUCCAAAGAAAGUCUUCGGACCAAUGCUCAAAAUUUCGAAAUUGUACGAAAGUCGACGCUUACGACAAACCAGAGGUCAAGUAACAUCAACAUUUGGAAGAUUAUCAACAUUAUUUCGAAAAUGCUGUGCUGAAAAAUUUCAUCGAACUCGGACAAUUGGAUCAAUUCAGGAAAAAUCAUUCACGAGUACAUUAGCACUAACAUCGACCAAAAACACGGAACCAUUAACCAAAAUAACAAAUGUGGAAAACCUAAAUUCUGCACUAACUGUAUCACCUGGGAUAGGACCAGUAGAGCUAGGAAAGGAUGAAGUGGAAUAUAUUGAUGCGGAAAAUGAUCUAGAUUAUUCCAGGAAUAUAUAUACGAUGAAACGUGGUAUUCGGUAUCUUUUCAAUCAGGAAAGAUUGAUUAACAAAGAUGAUAAUGAUGAUAUGGAAGUGGAACAAAAACGUGGAUUUUUUCAGAAAUUCUUUCGUCCAACAAGUUCACGUUUAGUGGGUAGUGGUGAAGGAACAAGCAUAGAACCGGAAGGAAGGCCAUUGCUACACGAUGAUGACGGAUAUGCUGUAAUUGACAGGAGACAAGAUGAAUUUGUUAUUUCUAUUGACAAGGACAAACGUGAAAUGUCAGCACCAGUAUCACCGAAAAGUGUCACAUUUGAGGAUAAUUUGUUCACUACAAUAACAGAGCGGCGUGGUCAAAGUGUAGCUCCACCUUCUACAUUUUUAAAUGGUUCCACAAGAACAACUAUACCUAAGCAACAAGCAUUCAUCAAUUUGGAUUAUGAUGUAUCGCAGAUUUCAGCAAUGAAUUACAGGCAUGAUCUGCAAUCACCACGGUCUAGAAGUACCUUAUCAGAUCGAGAGCAUUAUUCACCAAUUCGCUCAAGUCGUGAUGCAUCAUUAGCUUUGGAUGAAGCCACGCAUGAUUUGUUACGUUUUUCUUCACAACCGCCAUCGGUUUGGGAUAGCAGCAGUUCGCAUCCACUGCAUACUGCCAAUCGCAUUCCAAAAUCUGCUUCUACUACAUCUAUGAAUAAAACUAUUAGGACAAAGGAUGAGGGGAUGGUAAAACCGUCAAAUGUAUUUUCCUGGGAUACUGAUCGAUUAAGUGAUCUUCGUCCCAGCGAUACAUCAACAUAUACAGAUGAAGAAGGACGACGGCAUCAAACAGUUACCGUUUAUACCAAUAAAAGGAGACAAGGGCCACCGAUAGUUCGAACAACAGUGGAAGGAAAAUUAAAAAUGGAAAAAGUUGUUGGGGCAGAUCUUAUAUCCGUUGAACAUUGCACGUGUAGUGCGUGGACGAUACGCGAUACUAUUACACAUUAUAAAGUGAAAACUACGUUAGGAAAUCGUACGCUAAUCAUGGAAGAAUUGACGAAUGGUGAGAAUCGUGAGAGAAAUUUCAAAAUGAGUCUUUAUGAAGAUGGUCAAUUAAAAACAAGAGAUAUGGCCGAUUUUCAAAUACCAUCGAAUGCGGAUAAAGCGAAAUACCUCUCCUUGCUUAGCCAACGAUUGUUGCAUGAUAUGGAAACAUUGAAUCAACAGGAAGAACGGAAAAUAAUAACUCGGAUAGAAGUAGAAGUGAUUGAGGAUGUGACGAAAAUAUUGAAAACAUAUAUUAUUGGAGAGCGGAAUGAUUUGCUUCAAGAUUUUUCGGUCGACCAGGCAGCAGUUGAUGCAAACAAUGAAUUCCCGCAUAGUAUUUACGAACAUGAGAAGUGUACAUCAUCACACGAUCUUGCGGAAAAGGAAUAUAUGGAUGUUUUGGAAAAAGAGGCGAUAACUUGCCAACCAUCACCUGAUAUUAAAUUCAUCUUUGAAGGUCAUUAUUACGAGGAUCAUUCUGCAAUACAAUCUCAUCAAAGAACUGAUUCGGAAACAAUGACAACAUCAGAGAGCAUUACGAAGAAAUAUGUACCGCCACCUUUCAUUUAUAUCAAUGUAGAAUGCACCUUGAAACGUUUGGAAGAUCAUUCAUUGAACGAGGUUAACGUUGCAGUGCCAAACGUUUUCUCCGCCGUGUUAUCUCUAAUACGUGAACGCAUUCCACCACAAUUACCAAAUCUUGUUAGCUAUGGUAUGGAGCAACAUGGGAAACAGUACUCCGGCGAAACAACGAUCCGACGUCUACAUCGUUUUGAAUCCACUGAGUCAUUCGACGAAAUGCAGAAGACGAUGAUUCAUACUCAAAAAGAACCAAGUUUCUUGUUCGAGAAACCUCAGAUAAUUGAACCGGUGAAAAUUCCUGUAUUAAAUAUUACGGAAUUAGAUCUACGACGAUUGGCAGACACAUCAGCAAUUCUGGCAAAUUUCGCAAUUCCACGUACCGACCAGAAUCAACUGGAUAUCGAACGUCGUUACGAAUUUCGGGAAGCCCAGGGUAGCAGUUAUGGUGCACAGCAGAAAGGACAACAUUUCGAAGGUGAAACGGUUCUCAGAAAGAAACGACGCCUUUUUUUCGAAUCAGAAUCAGACUCAGUUUCAGAGGAAGAUAUUUGUGGACCAACAUAUUUGAAUUUGACGAAACAGGAAGCUCGUGGAGAAUUUGAAGUUGCAAUUAUCAUUUCUAACGAUCAACGCAGUUCUCCAAAGCAUUUUCAAGAAAGUCAACCCAUUGAAGUUAUCAAUUUAAUCGCACAGAUCAGCACGGAUGGGAAAAAGGAAGAGAUACUCGCUACUUUUGCAACUAAAAUCAGUUGUAAGGAAGUAUACAUGGGACAAGAAAUGAGUACCGUAAGCAGCACUGCAAUCAUAACAAUUCAGAAAACAGUAUCUUUGGAUGACAUCUUCCAACAAAAUAUUCGAAGCUGGAGCGAUAGAAGAGUUGAGCGAAUUACUGCAAGCUUUUCCGAAUUCUUUGAGGAACAAAUGCAAGUUUUCGUGAAUAUAGGACAUGUUAACAAAUACUCCAGUGAGCUUACGGUGGAAUUUAUCGUGAAAGACGUUCGUACGCAGAAAACAGAUCUUUACUCACGAGCAAGUCUUGAAAGUGAGCGUGUUGCAAAUGUAUCCCUAAAUCGAGGAUCAAAAAUGUUGACUGCAAGUACACAAUUAUUUGAGCGUAUGAAGCAGAAUGCGCAGAUGACGAUUACUGAAUUUGGAGAUGAAAGAGAACAAGUUGCUAUAUUGUUACAACGCGCAGGCAUUAUGCAUGGACAAGUGCACCGUGAAUGGCCCGAAGCAGUGACAGGUAGGUCGAGAAGCACAUGUAACACUUUUUCCACUACCAAGACUUUUAAUAUCUUUGAAGCCUUUAUUGACCCUUUCAAUACUAUGACCAAUACUGAUUUUCCAAGCACUGAUUUAACAAAAAUAAACACAGCGACUAAACGUUUUCAUUUAUCUAAUUUCAAAACCAUUUUACCAACUCAUAGGGUGGCACAAAAAGUUUUCCCAUUAAUUGAUAUCACUACUGUUUCGAUGGAUCUUUCCAUCAAUCACGCACAACAGAUUCCAGAAAAUUCUGAUGAAAUUAGAGUUAGAAUUGCACAUGAAUUAUGUGACACUGAUGAAAUUAAACAGCAAAUUGAAGAAGAAUCUUUGCAAAUGGUCAUUAAAACAACUUACGAUGUUGAUACAACAAUAUUUGCAACACCAGAAAUGGAGACGCAGUUAACAUUUGCAAAAGAUCGUAGCGUGAUGGCGAGUGAAUAUUUUUCUGCUAAACGAAGUUGGACUACUAGUACGGAAUCAUAUUUUAAAGAACGAAAGAUAUACAGAAAUAGUCAAUUUGUUGCUAUUGUGCAUUUUCCACUCAAACCCAUGAAAAAGUUAUUUUUGGGAGCAACUGCUGUAACUGAAAAAGCAGCAUCAAUUACACAGGAUGAAAUAAGUGCUGUAACAACGCCGGAAGCAAAAAUGCUGCAGCAACAAAAAGGAACUGUGAAGGAGUUUGAACAAAUACGACAACAAUUCGGAAAUGUUGAACGAUAA